AUGCAGCCUCUGGCUUGCACAUGCGGGCGCCGCUUCAAGAAAGAGCAGGAUCUACGAGAGCACAGAAGUGCUGUAAGGCGGUCCAUCUGCAGCGAAUGCAACUUAUGCCUUCGCACAAAACGCAAGCUCGAGGAACAUAGAGCCUCUUCCUUUCCGGCUUGCGGUCAAAAGCGGAUGAAAGAUGCGGUUUGGUGCUGUAACGAUUGCGACGCAAAGUUUGAUACUGAGGCUGCACUGCGCCAACAUUCUACUUCGGUCAGACACGCCGUGGAGUUUGGCUGCUGUGACUGCAAUAAGAGUUUCAAGAAUUUCAUUGCCUUGAAUCAGCACCUCCGGGAUAAAAUCCAUAAGGAGCCGCAGUUGAAGAAGGCUCACCACUACUGUGAAGAAUGCGAUCGCUCGUUCGGUACUGCUGCUUCGUUAAAACAGCAUCUGCAGUCUACCAUCCAUCGCCCUAUUAGCAACUUGACUUGCAUGGCUGGCAAGAUUUGCGGCGUGGAAUGCAAUGCUCAUUUCAGCAGCCCUUCGGCCAUGAUUGCUCACAUGGAAAAUGGCUCUUGUCAGUCAGGCAUGAACCGGCAGAAGCUCAACAGAUUGGUACUUGUGCAAGACAACGAUCAUCUCAUUACUAGUUCCAGCGGAAUCUUUGAAUAUUCGGGUUGGACUAGCCUGGAAAACGACGAUGGAUCGGUGACUUGCUCGGGAGUCAUGACGCCAAGUACAGAUUCAGAUGAAGGAGUGCUUUUGACGCCGAGCAGCAGCCACGUUGAUUUUGGCAGCCUCGUAGAAGGACAACUGGCAAGACGUUCAUCAUCCGGGAUAGAAACCGAGUCUAUAACAAGCGACAGCACAGAGCUUUCCAAGCAAAAGUUUUUCUUCUGUCCUUUAUGUCCCGAUACCAAACGCCCAUUCCUGACGCGCCUGAGUUUGGAUAUGCACAUGAGUUCCGCGGCUCAUACGCCCAAAAUGUUCCACUGCCCUUCAAUCCUGUUCUCGGGGAAACCUGGAAAAGCCCACCGAGAAAUGAAGAAUUUCUCGACGGUUAGCGGGCUCGUAGCACACAUUGAGAGCGGUGUCUGUCAUGGUGGAAAGGCCGGGCUGCGAAUGGUGAUGGAGCACAUGGAACAAGUGCUGGAGGAGAUGGGCAUAUCGUUUAAGCUGCUGAGCCUAUGA
Messenger RNA from Trichoderma gamsii, 1173 nucleotides. RefSeq lists its product as hypothetical. The coding region runs from base 1 to 1173 and encodes 390 amino acids. The record is from RefSeq and is a predicted model, not a curated record. Lineage: Eukaryota; Fungi; Ascomycota; Sordariomycetes; Hypocreales; Hypocreaceae. The transcript has a single exon. Gene Ontology annotation, biological process: regulation of transcription by RNA polymerase II. Gene Ontology annotation, molecular function: DNA-binding transcription factor activity, RNA polymerase II-specific; RNA polymerase II transcription regulatory region sequence-specific DNA binding. Gene Ontology annotation, cellular component: nucleus.